Messenger RNA from Pedinophyceae sp. YPF-701, 1248 nucleotides. The record is from the annotation of a GenBank genome assembly. Lineage: Eukaryota; Viridiplantae; Chlorophyta; Pedinophyceae.
AUGGCCGCCCCGCUCGAGCCUUCGGCUCAGAACAACUUCGAUGAGUCGCUCUUCGACAAGAAGAUGACGGAGUUCCUCUCCAACAACACGGACGAGUUCUACACGGACUGGGAGGAGUCGUUCGACACGUUCGACGACAUGCAGCUCCACGAGAACCUGCUGCGCGGCAUCUACGCCUAUGGUUUCGAGAAGCCCUCGGCCAUCCAGCAGAAGGGUAUCGUGCCCUUUGGCAAGGGCCUGGACGUGAUCCAGCAGGCGCAGUCCGGUACGGGCAAGACCGCCACCUUCUGCGCCGGCAUCCUCCAGCGCCUGGACUACUCGUUGAUGUCCUGCCAGGCCCUGGUGCUCGCGCCGACGCGCGAGCUGGCCCAGCAGAUCGAGAAGGUGAUGAAGGCGCUGGGCGACUACCUCAAGGUGCGGUGCCACGCCUGCGUGGGUGGCACCAGCGUCCGCGAGGACCAGCGCAUCCUCCAGGAGGGCGUCCACGUCAUCGUCGGCACCCCCGGCCGCGUGUACGACAUGCUCCGCCGCCGCGCCCUGCGCCCGGACGACAUCCGCAUGUUCGUGCUCGACGAGGCCGACGAGAUGCUCUCGCGCGGGUUCAAGGACCAGAUCUACGACAUCUUCCGGCAGCUGCCGCCCAAGCUCCAGGUGGGCAUCUUCUCCGCGACGCUGCCCCCGGAGGCGCUCGAGAUCACGCGCAAGUUCAUGAACAAGCCGGUGCGCAUUCUGGUGAAGCGCGACGAGCUCACGCUCGAGGGUAUCAAGCAGUUCUACGUGGACGUGGACAAGGAGGAGUGGAAGCUCGACACGCUCUGCGACCUCUACGAGACCAUGGCCAUCACGCAGUCGGUCAUCUUCGCCAACACCCGCCGCAAGGUGGACUGGCUGACGGAGAAGAUGCGCGAGCGCGACCACACGGUGUCGGCGACGCACGGUGACAUGGACCAGAACACGCGUGACGUCAUCAUGCGCGAGUUCCGCUCGGGCUCGUCGCGCGUGCUCAUCACCACCGACCUGCUCGCGCGUGGUAUCGACGUGCAGCAGGUGUCGCUGGUCAUCAACUACGACCUCCCGACGCAGCCGGAGAACUACCUCCACCGCAUCGGUCGUUCCGGCCGUUUCGGUCGCAAGGGUGUCGCCAUCAACUUUGUGUCGACCGACGACAAGCGCCUCCUGCAGGAGAUCCAGCGGUUCUACAACACCGUCAUCGAGGAGCUGCCCGCCAACGUCGCCGACCUCAUCUAA